Apodemus sylvaticus (European woodmouse) is the source of this 2912-nucleotide messenger RNA. It is a transcript of the gene Traf4, whose product is annotated as TNF receptor associated factor 4. Gene Ontology annotation, biological process: activation of NF-kappaB-inducing kinase activity; signal transduction; regulation of apoptotic process. The coding region runs from base 125 to 1537 and encodes 470 amino acids. The record is from RefSeq and is a predicted model, not a curated record. The transcript is spliced from 7 exons. Gene Ontology annotation, molecular function: protein binding; zinc ion binding. NCBI's taxonomy places the organism in Eukaryota, Metazoa, Chordata, Mammalia, Rodentia, Muridae.
CCCGGGCCGAUCUCGGCCGCCAGUCGGCGCCGCCCGCAGCGGGGAAACGCGGCCCGAGCGAGGCGCGGGCUGUGGGGCCGCCGCGUGCCCGGCCCCGCUCGCCCGUGCCCGCCGCCAGCCCGCCAUGCCCGGCUUCGACUACAAGUUCCUGGAGAAGCCCAAGCGGCGGCUGCUGUGCCCACUGUGCGGGAAGCCCAUGCGCGAGCCUGUGCAGGUGUCUACUUGUGGCCACCGCUUCUGCGACACCUGCCUGCAGGAGUUUCUCAGUGAAGGAGUCUUCAAAUGCCCUGAGGACCAGCUUCCUCUGGACUAUGCCAAGAUCUACCCGGACCCGGAACUGGAGGUCCAGGUGUUAGGCUUGGCUAUACGCUGCAUCCAUAGCGAGGAGGGCUGCCGCUGGAGCGGACCCCUUCGCCAUCUGCAGGGCCACUUGAACACGUGCAGCUUCAAUGUUGUCCCCUGCCCGAAUCGCUGCCCAGCUAAGCUGAGCCGGCGUGACCUGCCCGCCCACCUGCAGCACGACUGCCCGAAGCGCCGCCUCAAGUGUGAAUUUUGUGGCUGUGACUUCAGUGGGGAGGCCUACGAGAGUCACGAAGGUGUGUGCCCCCAAGAGAGUGUGUACUGUGAGAACAAGUGUGGAGCCCGCAUGAUGAGGCGACUGCUGGCCCAGCAUGCCACAUCUGAGUGCCCCAAGCGCACCCAGCCCUGUGCCUACUGUACCAAGGAGUUCGUUUAUGACACCAUCCAGAGCCACCAGUACCAGUGCCCACGCCUGCCUGUUCCCUGCCCCAACCAAUGUGGAGUGGGCACUGUGGCCCGGGAGGACCUGCCCACCCAUCUGAAGGAUAGCUGCAGCACUGCCUUUGUGCUCUGCCCUUUCAAAGAGUCUGGCUGCAAGCACAGGUGCCCUAAGCUGGCAAUGGGACGUCACGUGGAGGAGAGCGUAAAGCCCCACCUGGCUAUGAUGUGCGCCCUGGUGAGCCGGCAGCGGCAAGAGCUGCAGGAGCUGCGGAGAGAGCUGGAAGAGCUAUCCAUAGGCAGUGAUGGGGUGCUCAUCUGGAAGAUUGGCAGCUAUGGGCGUCGGCUACAAGAGGCCAAGGCCAAGCCUAACCUGGAGUGCUUCAGCCCAGCCUUCUAUACGCACAAGUACGGCUACAAGCUGCAGGUGUCUGCAUUCCUUAACGGCAACGGUAGUGGUGAGGGCACACAUCUCUCCAUCUACAUUCGUGUGUUGCCAGGCGCUUUUGACAAUCUCCUUGAGUGGCCCUUUGCCCGCCGGGUCACCUUCUCCCUGCUGGAUCAGAGUGACCCAGGUUUGGCUAAGCCGCAGCAUGUCACUGAGACCUUCCACCCUGAUCCAAACUGGAAGAACUUCCAGAAGCCUGGCACUUGGCGAGGCUCCCUGGAUGAGAGUUCUCUGGGCUUUGGCUACCCCAAAUUCAUUUCCCACCAGGACAUCCGAAAGCGAAAUUAUGUGCGGGAUGAUGCAGUUUUCAUCCGUGCCUCUGUCGAACUGCCCCGGAAGAUCCUCAGCUGAGUAGAGCCUUUUGGCUUAAAGUGGGAAGGGAGGUGGGACCGGAUCUCAGGCACUGGCUAAAACUGGAUUGGGGGCCGGACCUCCUUUCAGCUUCUUUUGCCUGGGCUGUUAGCCCACUCUCUCCCACCACCAUCCCUACCCCUCAGGUGCCUCCAGUUGGUGCUUCAGCCCUGGCCCCUGCGGGGAGCAAGUCUCGGGGUCAUCAAGGGCUGGAAACAUGAUCCCAGGGCCUGUCUCCCCUCCUGGGCAGGGCAGACAUGCCUUGAUGCCAGCCACAUUCUACCUGGACUGAGGUGCCUGCUCAGGUGCUAUGUCCCAAGAGCCAUAGUGGGGGUGGGAGGUAUUGGCAAGGGAGGGGUAGUUAGAAGACUCUGCCUUGAGAUUAACUUCUCUUUCCAUUUACCCAGUGCUGCCCUCUCUGGUUAUUUAUUUCUCUAGUGCUAGGAGGGCACAGCAGGGAUCUCUGAUUUUUAAUAAAUCCUGAAUUGUAUUUAUUAACUUGAUUCCAGCCUGUCAACUCCCAGUAGUUUAGGGCUCUGGGAGGCUGGGCCCAACAGGAGGAGAGGGGGUGAACUGCUCUGCUUGCAGCCAUUCCUCUCUGGUGGACGUUAUGGGAAUUGCAGGAAACUUUUUGAGUGGAAGCCUCACCUGCCCUCUGGUGGCUCAAUAGAUAGGUGCGGUAAGCACUUAAGCUGGCAUCUCCAGUCCGUACCUCACCAAAGACAAGUGCUCUGCUUACCUGGUCUGUCUGUAUCAGUAAUUACCAAGUACAUAUCUGUGUGUAGGCCAAAGAUCAACAUCAGGUGUCUUCCUCAGUUACACUCCACCUUUUUGAGAUAGAUCAAAAAUCCUGGAGUUCGCUGAUUCUACAAGACUAGAUCUUCCCUUGACUGACCCAGCAGCCUGGGUGCUACAGGUGUGCGUUGUGUAUCCAGUUUUUUACUUCAAGGCAAUCUUUACAGCCUGAGGCCUAGUGGGCAAGAGUCAAGCGAAGUAACGUUUCCCCCUUAGAGUAAAUGAGGCUGCAUGUGCCUGACAGAGUAAGGACUGAAUGUUAGUCUGUACUCCAGGAGUAAAAGGGGCCUUCAAGAUACACAAAACACUUCAGGUUUUCUCACCUGUAAUUUCAUUUGCUUUUUGUGCAAUGCUGAAUGGUUGUCUCUUGACUGCAUACAUUUUACCAGUCAACUAAGAACAGAAGCAAAUUGACUCCUUUAGUUAGUUUGGGGCAAGGCCUGGAUUUCUGUGGGGUUCCCCCCCCCCCCCCCCCCCCGUGCAUGCCAGACUCGACUACAUACAUGUUCAAACCCUAAAUUCUUCACUAGUAGGUGUAUAGCUCCCAUUAAUUUUGGCAAUAAAUUUGGGCUUCCUUUCA